UGAACGUAGUCACACCAGAAUCAAUAUCCAAGUCAUUAACUUGUUGUUCACAAAAGACCCUUCUAUAUUAAAGCAGAAUGUCUAAACCAAUAGUAUUCGUAACUGGAAAUGCAAAAAAACUGGAAGAAUUUGUGGCCAUUCUCGGAAAGAAUUUUCCACGAGAAAUUAAAAGUAAGAAAAUCGAUCUUCCAGAAUAUCAAGGAGAAAUGUACGACAUUUGCCGAAAUAAAUGUCGAGUGGCAGCGGAUUUAAUAAAAGGCCCUGUUAUCGUUGAAGAUACAUCUCUGUGUUUCAAUGCAAUGAAGGGUUUACCUGGACCUUAUAUCAAAUGGUUCUUGAAUAAAUUAGGCCCAGAAGGACUAUAUAAUAUGCUUCAUGGUUGGGAAGACAAAACUGCGGAAGCGAUUUGUAUUUUUGCCUACUGUGACGGAGAACCUGAAGAUCCGAUUAUAUUGUUCGAAGGUAAAGUUGAAGGAACCAUUGUGAACCCUCGAGGACCACGAACUUUUGGUUGGGAUCCAUGUUUCCAACCUUUGGGCAGUGAUAAAACUUAUGCAGAAUUACCGCAAGAAACGAAGAAUAAUAUGUCUCACCGUAGCAAAGCAUUGAAAGCACUGAAGGAAUAUUUUAUGAAAAAUCUUCGAGAUUAAAUCAAUAAAUUGUCCUUUCCAAAAUGACAGUAUUAAUUUAAUUUGAUA
Messenger RNA from Eufriesea mexicana, 698 nucleotides. Its product is annotated as inosine triphosphate pyrophosphatase. Bases 78 to 650 code for a protein of 190 amino acids. Gene Ontology annotation, cellular component: cytoplasm. The transcript has 2 exons. Gene Ontology annotation, molecular function: nucleoside triphosphate diphosphatase activity. The record is from RefSeq and is a predicted model, not a curated record. Lineage: Eukaryota; Metazoa; Arthropoda; Insecta; Hymenoptera; Apidae. Gene Ontology annotation, biological process: nucleoside triphosphate catabolic process.